UAUUUUCAAGUAUUGGCAAUUUUUUAUUGGUGAUAAAUCUAAAGAGUCCAAAUCCACUUAAAUAUAAAUAUAUAUAUAUAUAUAUAUAUAUAUAUAUAUAUAUGUGUGUGUAUAUGUAUGUAUGUAUAUGUGUGUUAUUCUCGUAAAGUUUUCUUAUUUUCAUUUGUAUUGUAAACCUCGUCCCUAAAACAAGACAUAAUGGCGUUGGGGAAUCUUCCAUGGGAGUUAGUGGAAGAGAUCCUCUCUCGGGUACCACCAAAAAGUCUUGUUAGAUUUAGAGUUGUUUGCAAACAGUGGAAUGAUCUUUUCCAUGAUAAAAGUUUUAUCAAGACCCAAUUGGAUCAUGCAUGUCCACAAUUCGUCUUAUUUGACCAAAACAAGAUAUUUUUAAUAGAUGCCAAUCUUGAUGAUCUAGCAAUACAGAUGCAUCAGAUUUCUGUAGAUAUUCCAUGUGUGUUAGCUAUGAGUCCUUUCAGCACCACUUAUUGCGAUGGGUUGUUGAUUUGUGAUCUUCAUUGUAACGGGACCGCCGUUUGGAACCCGCUGUUGAGACGCGGUCGACAAAUUAUGACCAAAAAUAUUCGAUUCAAGUUAUGUGGGAUAGGAUACGAUAGUAAUAGAUCCGAAAUAAGUUACAAGUUAUUUGGGUAUCAUUAUUAUUACGAACACGAUUGUAAACUUGAAAUAUAUGAGUGUGCAUCUAAUACGUGGAAGUAUAUCAAUGCCCCUUACGAAGAAUGGCCAAUAAAAGAACCGUUAGAUAAUCAUAUAUCACUUGGUGGAAAUUCGUAUUGGACUGCUUAUAACAUCGAGACUAGCGAGUAUCUCAUCCGAAAAUUUGAUUUUUCAAAGGAGAUAUUAAAGAACUUUUGUAUUCUACCGUGUAAGAAGAACCAUGAGGGAGAUACUCAUUACCUCUCGGUUUUUAGAGGAAACCGGUUUUCAAUGUUAGAACAAUGCUAUGGAACAAAAGAGAUUGAGAUUUGGGUUACAACAAAGAAAAUCCAAAAUGGGGAUGAGGAGAAUGUGGUAUGGGUUAGGUUCAUGAAUGUCUCAAUACCUGAAAUACCUAGGUUAUUUCACCAGAGUUUCGGACGUUGCCCAAGUUACUUUGUUGAUUAUAUGUACGGAAAGAGCUUUGUCUUGUGUUGUACAGACGAAAAUAGACAGGGUUCUAUUUAUAUUUUGAGGGGAGGUUUUUCAAGGAAGAUUAAAAUAGAUUCUAGGGGUGUUGAUUUUAAUCACUUUAUUUAUGUUCCAAGUUUCACCCCCAUUCCAUGAGAAAGUUCAGAUUAAGAUAACAAGAAUCAAAAGCUUGCAUGUAGAGUAGAGGGUUAACAUGAGAUCAGCGAUUAUAUCUUGUAUUGCAUUAUGACAAUAUAAUUACAAGUUUAUUGGCUGGAAUAUUGAAUUAUCUUGUGUAUAAAAUUAUAUAUAAGUUUUGUUCCUUUUUUUUAAAUAAAACUAGAUCAUGACUCGUGCGUUCGCACAUGUGUUUUUUAACUAGUAAUUAUGGAUGUUUAGUCCGGUAAAACCAAACUAAUUAAAACCGAAACAAACCAAAAUAGAAAAAGUAGUUUGGAUUUGGUAAUAGUGAAUAUACGGAAUGAAUUGUUUUAUAAGAAACUGAUGUAUAUAGAUAUGGUUUGGCAUAUAAACUAAUCAAACCAAAUAAACCGAUCAAUUAAAAUACUAUAGUAUAAUUAUAUGUAUAUUAUAUAAUAUAAUUAACAAUAUAUACAUAGUUUAUUUUAUAGAUAUGAUCUUCAUACUUAAAAUGUUGAUUUUAGUAAUUUAAUAUUUUAUUUUAAAUUAAAAGUUAUUUUUUAUUUUAUCAAAUUAAACAAAACAUAAUUUUUUUUGGCAAAUAUGUGUGCUAAAAUUUAGUUAUUUAAUAGUAUUAUGGAUUACAAAUUUUCUAAUUUUAUUCUAUAAAAACUAUUACUAAUAUUAACUUAAUAUUUUUACUAAUUAUUUAAAUAGUAAAAUAAAAAAUACUUUCGUGUUAUAUUAAAUCUGAUAUCUAAUUAUAUAAAGUAAAAUUCACAAGAUUUAUAAAAAACUAAAUACAUUAUGGUUUUUUGGUAUAAAACCGAAUAAAUAAAAAACCGAUGGUACAUAAACCGAACCAAACCAAAGUAGAUAUGAUUUUAAUAUGAUAGUUAUUUUUCAUUAACCGAAAAACUGAAAAAUUGAACCGAGAACCGAUAUCCAGAUUGGAAACCCCUCAAUGUAAUAUAUAAUAUUAUGAUUUAUGGAAAGAUUAUAAAUAUUUAUAAAUGUCUGAGUUGUUUAUAUUGUAGCUAGAUGUUAAACUAAUCAAAAUGAUGCCUAAACAUAUUUGAUCAUUUUUACUACAUGGACCAUUUUCAUAUUGUAUUUGUUUAUAAAUUUAACCACUUAAUAUGUUUGUGUAUACUAAUACAUUAAUUUUCUAAAACAAAUAUUUUGUGGCAAAUAAUGUUUUUUUAUCUUUUUCACAUUUACGUGUCUCUUAGUUUACUUUAUAUUGGAAAUAUAUGAGAAACAUACAGCACUUAAAAACAUAUAUAAACAGUUUUAGAAUUAAUGUAAUAUUAAUAUUGAGAAUAUUUUAAAUUUUUCGCAUAGAGUAUCAAAAUAUGUUAAAUUUGUUGGUUAGCUAGAUUAUAAGAAGUAGUAGAUUUUAUUUUAAUUAAAUAAGGAAAAUACAUUAAAUACUUAAACUAAGUUUAUUAAUUGGUUUAGUGGCAUAAGAUUAUAAAUUAAUUGUAAACUUAAGGGUUUAUUCUUAUUUAUACUUCUAUUUUAACAGAUUAGAUUUACUUUUAUUCCAUCAAACCCAGCAAAGGGGAUAAGUAACAGAGCAGAAAAUAAACCCAACAAAGCGAUGAAAUUGAGCAAAAUUCGGUACUCCGCUCCUUCCACACAAAAUAUACCGAAGCAACCUGAUUAUCAGCUUGAUACAUAUAAACUGUAUUUUCUGUUAGGUUUUAAACCUUUACCUAGUGCUUAAACUUAGAAUGAAAUCAGAGAUUACAAGCCAAUGAUUAACACAAAACCCACGAACUCUUUGUUUGCUUAAUCUCUUGUUAUAUCUCUCUCUCUUUGCCCUUGCUCUCUCUCGGAUAAUCUCGGAACUUUGAUCACCUCCUCUAUAUAUAUAACAUGAUAACCGACUUUACUCCUAUUCCAUAUUACCUUUUGUAAAGUCUUCGCCGACUAACGUAACAUUUCCUUAACGUUUUCUUUGUUAAAAUUUAAUUUGUCAAUUGACUUAUGCUUUAGUAUAUGAAAUAUGUACGGCAAAUGAGAUAGUCGAUUUGUUGUAUAUAGUAGAUUUUUAUAUUAGACUUUUCAUGGCAAAUUUUCGUAGCCGAUUUAAAUUUGUAGCCGACUUUUUUUAUUUACGAAGUAGCAUACUUAUGUAAAAAAAAUGUGGGUUUGAGUAAACCGAACUUAACUUGAUGUCAAAGUAAACUAAUUUUAUUUUUACUUUGAAACAAAUAAGACCUUCAAAUUGAAGACACUUAUUAAACUACACCACACUUGUUACCGACCAAUCUCAAAUCUGUAGUCGUACUCAUUCAAAGCACGAUACUUUUUUUAACAGAACACAAUCCCUAAAUGCAACUCGAUUGAGAAUUAAGUUUGUGAAACUCGAUUGAGGGUUAAAGAGAGACACGGGAAUAUACCUUGGAAAUUACUCUUGGUUGAAAACGAUUUAUCCACCGCAAAUGUUUUCGAUUUUUGAUUCAGAUGUGAAGAUGGAGUUGAACUUAACUUGAUGUCAAAGUAAACUAAUUUUAUUUUUACUUCGAAACAAGCAAGACCUUCAAAUUGAAGACACUUAUUAAACUACACCACACUUGUUACCGACCAAUCUCAAAUCUGUAGUCGUACUCAUUCAAAGCACGAUACUUUUUUUAACAGAACACAAUCCCUAAAUGCAACUCGAUUGAGAAUUAAGUUUGUGAAACUCGAUUGAGGGUUAAAGAGAGACACGGGACUAUACCUUAGAAAUUACUCUUGGUUAAAAACGAUUUCUCCACCGCAAAUGUUUUCGAUUUUUGAUUCAGAUGUGAAGAUGGAGUUGAACGUGCAAGAGGAAUAUGAUCUGGGGUAGAAGAAUUAAGGGUAGAAAUCGAAAUCAAGUAAUGGGGGGGGGAUCAAUUCUUCUGUUUUUUUUUUUUAAAUAUCAUGUCGACAAAACCAGUCUCUUAUUAAUGUUUUUCAUUUUUUUUUAAAGGGCAAACUUGUGAAUAAUGAAGUAAAGGUUGGGUUUUUGGUAUAUUUUUUGUUUUUUGUUUUAAUCUAGUCUAGUAAUAAUUAAAUUAUAUAAGUUAGUCUAGUAAUUUGUUCAUUAAUUAGAGUAAUUAAAAGUACUUUCUCUUAAUUUUUUUUUUGUUACCUGAGGUGUCCAAAUUAUAUUGAUUAAGUUAACCAAUCUUAACUUUUGAUUCUGUAAUGACAAAAAUACUUACAAUUAAUUCUAACCAAAUUUGUUUUUAUUUUAUUUUAUUAGAUUUUGUUUAUAAAUAUAUCACUUAAAUUAAUUUUUUAAGAUAUAGGUAUUUAUGUUUCUAUUUUUAUUUUAAAGUAUUGACACCUUUUUAUCAAU
Brassica napus (rape) is the source of this 4600-nucleotide messenger RNA. RefSeq names its product F-box protein At3g17710-like. The transcript has a single exon. The record is from RefSeq and is a predicted model, not a curated record. Bases 199 to 1281 code for a protein of 360 amino acids. NCBI's taxonomy places the organism in Eukaryota, Viridiplantae, Streptophyta, Magnoliopsida, Brassicales, Brassicaceae. Gene Ontology annotation, molecular function: protein binding.